Molecule: messenger RNA, 516 nt
Organism: Spirodela intermedia
Lineage: Eukaryota; Viridiplantae; Streptophyta; Magnoliopsida; Alismatales; Araceae
Source: the annotation of a GenBank genome assembly
AUGACUUUGGAUGAGUCUGUGUACCAUAACAUGCAUCAAGACAUGCGCCUCGACGUCGAUACCAUGUCAUAUGAGGUUAGAUGGUCAAACCCAGUCAUUUCUAGCUCCUCCUUGUCCAGGAUGCAUGUAGUCAACUCCUCGUGGGAAAUUUUUAUUCGUUCUUGGCAGGAGCUGUUGGGACUGGAGGAGCAGAUUGGGAAUGUGAGCGCGGGGCUGACUGAGGACACUGUGCGGAAGAACUUGAAGCGAAGGAAAUACCCAUCUUCUGCAGCCUACAUGACAGAAUCAUGCUGUAUCUGCCAGGUAAAUUACCAAGAGACCAUCUUGCUAUCCAUGUAUCUGGCAAUUUUGUCGGGUAUUUACUACUUCCUUUAUGCAUGGCAGGAAGAUUAUGCCAAUGGUGAUGAUCUGGGGGUGUUGACUUGUGGGCAUGACUUCCAUGCUUCUUGUGUUGGAAGAUGGCUGGUUCUGAAGAACGUCUGCCCAAUCUGUAAGAAGACAGGUUUGUCUACCUAA